AUGAAUCAUGCAAGAUUUCUGAAUGAAGCUGAACUUAUGCACCGACUGAAUCAUCCGAAUGUAGUCAGAAUUUUGGCUGUAUGCACACUCCCUACUAAUGAACCAACUUACAUUAUAAGUGAACUAAUGGAAAAUGGAUCUUUGAAACAGUAUAUGCAGAAGCUUAAUCCUGUAGAAAUCAGAAUGAAGAAUCUAGUUGAAAUGAUGAAAGAUGUUGUCGGAGGAAUGGUGCAUUUGGAGGAACAGCAUUAUGUUCAUCGGGAUCUAAGAGCCAGUAACAUUUUAGUUGACAGUAAAAAUAGACUUAAGGUGGCAGAUUUCGGUUUGGCUCAUUUGCUUAGUGAUUCAGACGAAUACAUUGGAACGCUGGAAACCAAAUAUCCCGUACGGUGGACGGCCCCAGAAGGGAUUUUAAAGCAAGCUUAUUCAACAAAAUCAGAUGUGUGGUCAUUUGGGAUACUGGUUCAUGAAAUAUUAACCUUCUGUGAAUUACCCUACAAAGAAUUCACUGUCAAUGAAGUCAAAGUACGCGUGUGUUCAGGUUACAGAUUACCUCGUCCCAUAUUGAAAAUAUCCUCCACAGAAACUCUUCUACGUGUAGAUGAUGAGUACGAGGUUCCCAAACGAAAAAGUGUAGAAACUUUUAUGUGUCCUAUUAAUAUUUACAACAAAUUGCUUGAAUGUUGGAAUAUUUCACCAGAUAAAAGGCCAUCAUUUAAUUCACUAUAUUCUUUUAUCGAGGAAUUAUUAGAAAAAGAAAUCAAGAAGGAUAUCAGUACAAAAUAA
Messenger RNA from Schistosoma mattheei, 786 nucleotides. The record is from the annotation of a GenBank genome assembly. Lineage: Eukaryota; Metazoa; Platyhelminthes; Trematoda; Strigeidida; Schistosomatidae.